Messenger RNA from Hypoxylon fragiforme, 1212 nucleotides. Its product is annotated as ribonuclease T2. Gene Ontology annotation, cellular component: extracellular region. The transcript has a single exon. The record is from RefSeq and is a predicted model, not a curated record. Gene Ontology annotation, biological process: RNA catabolic process. Gene Ontology annotation, molecular function: ribonuclease T2 activity; RNA binding. The coding region runs from base 285 to 1073 and encodes 262 amino acids. Lineage: Eukaryota; Fungi; Ascomycota; Sordariomycetes; Xylariales; Hypoxylaceae.
AGGUAAUUGAGGUGAUUUCGGACCGAGAGCUAGAGAGGAAGAUAGCUGUGCUGUGAUGCAUGAUUCGAUAAUCAUUAGGGCGGGAAUAAUGCCUGGAUAAGAAGGUGUGUUGCCCUAGGGCCCUGCAGCGCAACGCUGAUCAGUGGGGAAGAACACCCUCUUGUGUUCACGAUAUUCCCCUGAUCUAGACGCCAAAGAUUAAGGGAAAAUGUAGGUAUUUAAAGAAGGGUCUCAUCCCCCGCCCAAUAUUUGUUGGAAAUGGUGGUAUUAUAGGUAUCGACAAUAUGACUUCCCUUCGAAAGUUGACUGCCGAAGCUUUGGCUGGGCUAUGUCUGGCCCAGAUUGUCCUCGGCGGUGCUCCCAAGCAGUGCGCAGGUGCGACAGAGCUAUCAUGCCAUAACACCACCACGAUUGCCGACACCUGUUGCUUCAAUUAUCCAGGAGGAUCGUUGCUACAGACCCAAUUCUGGGAUACGGACCCUGUAGUUGGGCCUGAUGAUUCAUGGACCAUCCACGGCCUUUGGCCAGACCACUGUGACGGCACAUACGACUCCACUUGCGACAGCCGCCGCGCCUACAAGAACAUAACCAGCAUUUUGAAAUCUUUUGGGAACGAUGAUCUCCUGAGUUACAUGGAGACCUACUGGCUGCCGAAUGACAGCACCGGGGAGGAAUUCUGGGAACACGAGUGGGGAAAGCACGGUACUUGUGUCUCGACUCUUGAGCCGGACUGUUUCACCGACUACCAACCUACCGAAGAGGUCCCCAGCUAUUUCAACACGACAGUCAGCCUUUUCAAGAGUCUGCCGACGUAUGAAUGGCUCGCUGACGCAGGUAUCACGCCCAGCUCAAGCAAGACCUACAAGCUGGCCGACAUCCAGGCAGCAUUGUCCAAGAACCAUAAUGGCGAGACCGUGUACGUCGGGUGCAGUAGUGGUGCCAUCAACCAGGUUUACUACUAUUACAACGUGUAUGGCUCAGUUGCUACCGGGCAGUUCGUACCGGCGAGCCCGGAUAACAGCGACGACGGUAACUGCCCUAGCACAGGAGUCAAGUACCUCCCAAAGAAUUAGGCUGCUGCCCUCUUUCCGGAGGAAUCUACUGUAUCCUUUCAUCAGCAUAAUAAAGGAAAAGAAAUACCAAGCCCGCCGUUUAUUCGUAGUGUCUAUUCAUCUUUAGUUCUAUGCCUCGCGUAAGAAGCCAAAGUCCGUC